GACACAGCCAGUCCUUGCGAUAGUCGCCGCAGGCGCGAUGGGCGCAGCAGUCGGCAAGCGGCUCACGACAGCGGGGCUCACCGUACUGACUGACCUGGCCGGACGCUCCGCCGCGACGCGAAAGAGAGCUGCAGACGCAGGCUUGGAGGACGCAUCGCUCCUGGAUAUCGCCGCGCGGGCGCAGUGGACACUCAGCAUCCUCCCACCAAGUGAGGCGGAGACAUUCGCGAAGGCCUUUCGCGACGCGCACACGCAGGUAGCGCAUACGCGCCCCGUCGGCUUCGCCGAUUGCAACGCGGUGAACCCGACUACGGCAAAACGGGUCGCGGCCCUGUUCGCUGGCACGCCCAUCAAGUUUGUCGAUGCGGGCAUUAUUGGAGGUCCUCCACACGGGGACUACGACCCAGUGGUCUACGCGAGUGCAGCCCCCGAAGAUCAACCAGCCCUAGACGAGUUCGCUUCACUUAAGCAGUGGGGAUUGAAUGUGAAGACGUUGAAGGGCGAAGGGGCUGGCGUCGGCGACGCUAGUGCGCUCAAGAUGUCUUAUGCUGGCAUCAACAAAGGGAUUAUUGGCAUUUGUACAGCCAUGAUACUGUCUGCACACGCGUCAUCCCCUGCGACUGCUAGUGCGCUCCUGCACGAACUUUCCGACUCUCAGCCUUUCAUGCUUAAGCGCAUCAUCUCAAGUACACCCGAUAUGCUUCCAAAGGCGUACCGCUGGGCCGGGGAAAUGGAGGAGAUAUCCGCAUUUGUUGCCGAUGGACUCUCACAAUCCGGAUCUUCAGAACAGGUCUCGGUCGGAGGUGCAGGCGAAGGCCUUACCCAUCUAGGUCUGGCAAGGCUUUACGAGCGCAUCGCGAGCUCAAUGAAGGACAGUGGGGAGAAGGGUGAAGACGUAAGCGAGGUUAAAGUAUUAAACGACUUUGUAAAGGAAGCAAAACAUGUUGUUGAGCCGAAGAACUGAACAAUUGUGAUACGCGCACAUGCUUUAGGAAGUUUGAGGUGCAGUAAAGUUAUUUAAGGAGCGAGGAGCAACCUCGCCUAACAUCUGUAUGCCGGCUAUUAUCUAGAUAGAUCAGUAUUUGCUGAAGUGCUCCAGCUUAGUUUGGACGCUUGUUUG
Molecule: messenger RNA, 1120 nt
Organism: Phanerochaete carnosa HHB-10118-sp
Lineage: Eukaryota; Fungi; Basidiomycota; Agaricomycetes; Polyporales; Phanerochaetaceae
Exons: 4
Coding region: 38-964 (308 amino acids)
Source: RefSeq, a predicted model, not a curated record